AACCGUUUCCGGGUCGCCGGUCGCCAUGUUUGAAACGGCUAAGCUUUAUUGUGCACGUCACCGGAUUGUUCAGCAGAGAAGUUUAAAUAAAGAGCUGCAGCUUUGAAUGAAAGAGCCGCCAUCAGGAUGAUGGAGCUCCCGGACUUCAGCAGGCAGCUGAUGCAGCAGCUGUGGACCCUGAGGAAGGAGGGUCUGUUCUGUGACUGCACCAUCCGGGUGGGAGACAGUCCCUACCCGGCUCACAAAGUCAUACUGGCCGCCUCCAGCAUGCUCUUCAGGUCGCUGCUGAUCGGCUCUGACACCAUCUCCAUCGACACCGACGUGGUUUCCUCCCAGGAGUUUGGCUCGCUCUUAGAGAUGCUCUAUACCGGCAAGUUACCUCUUGGGAAACACAACGCCAGCCGCAUCGUCGCCGCCGCCGACAGCCUGCAAAUGUUAGAUGUAGCCGUGGGCUUUAAAAAGGUCGUCAGCGCACUGGUGGGUCAGAAAGCUCCUCAGCUGGAGCAAUCCAUGCAGACGAGCAGCCAGCAGAGCCCUGCAGGGUCGGCCUCCCCAACGAAGGAGGACUCGGCUUCGGAGCAGAUGGAGACGACGGCUGAGCUGGAGGAGAAACGUUACCAUGACUACAAACAGGAGGCAGAGGAGCCAAGUGAGGAUCUCUCUGACACCUCGGGACUGGAAAAGGCAGGAAGUCCAGGGAGAGCAGUAGAAGACGGCAGCACCUCUGCCUCAGAGGAGUCCGGGGGAGCCGCCGCUCAGCUGCUGCAGUCGUCCUCUCAACUGGUGGAGCUCCUCAGCAGCACUCCCUCCGUCCUGGAGCUGCUGAGGCAGGCGGCACAGAGCGGUCUGGAUGAACGGGACAGACAGGUAGCACAGGCUGUAAGCGAGUGCUAUGAGGACGUGGAACCAGGCGCUGCGUUGGAGAAGCUGAUGGGCAAACUGAGUACCGGAAGGAUCAGUGAGGAGUCGCUCCUUCGGCUGCUCCAGAACAUCCAGAGGAAAGCUCUGUUGACCUUCCCUCCCCCGCUGGCCUCCCUGCUGGAAGAUCUGGACGGUCAAACGCUGCAAGGCGAAGCCGUCAGUGAACAGCCAGACGACUCCAUGAGGGAAAUAAAGUCAGAGGGAGCGGAGGCCAAUGAGGAAGAGGAGGCAGCUAAUGCUGAAGCAGACCUCUCCGCCUCCAAGCGCUUCCCCUGCCGAUGGUGCAAGAAGGCGUUCAACUUUAAAUGCCGGAUGCUAGCCCACGUCAAGCGCUGCUCCAUGUCCCAGGAGUGCGAGGUCCAGUGUCCUCAGUGCGCCAAGAAGCUGCCCAGUCAGCGAGCUCUGCAGCGACACCGCGCCGAGGUCCACCGCAGCACGCCGCGCGUCAAGAAGAGGGUGGCGUGUGACAUCUGUGGGCGCAGCUUCGCCCACCCAUCAGGUCUGGUUUACCACAAACAAGCGGAGCAUCUAGAGGUGAAACCGUUCUCCUGCGAGGAAUGCGGCGCCACGUUCGGAGCCAAUUCCUCCCUGAAGAACCACAUGCGGCUGCACACUGGAGAGAAACCCUACCACUGUCAGCACUGUGACAUGAGCUUCAGCGUGGCAGCCGGACUGGCUUACCACACCAAGAGGAAACAUUCUGAGGGAAAGAUGUAUGUGUGUCAAUACUGUAAGGCUGUCUUCGCCCAGUCCAUUGAGCUAACGCGCCAUGUUCGGACACACACCGGCGACCGGCCUUAUGUGUGUCGGGAAUGUGGGAAGGGCUACAGCCAGGCCAGCGGACUGACGGUGCAUCUGCAGACGUCCCACAAACAGCAGCUGUCUGGGCUGUGGUACCACAACAGAACCAACCAUCCGGAUGUGUUUGCCAGCCAAACCCGGCAGCUCAAGACCCUGGUCCAGUGUGAGCUCUGCUUCAAGUUCUUUCCUGAUGCAGCCAGUCUGUCCACACACCAGGCUGCGGAGCACCCAGCCUCAGAGGCGCCGGCCGUCUGCGCUCCGGACAGCAGGGCCGAGCUGGGCGGCGGAGAUGAAGCCGGGAAGCACGUCUGCAGCCAGCCAAUCAGCUGCUCCCUCUGCUCUCUGGUCUGCGCCUCCCAGCGGGAGCUAAAGGAACAUCUGCUGUCCAGCCAUGUGGAGCAGGAGGCGCAGGGACAAACCUUCACCACCUACACGCAGGUGAUUUCAGCAGGAGACAAAGAGGAUGGAGGAGCGGCUGAGGAGCAGAGCCCCCUGGUGGCCGGACAGCAUGUGCUUGUAGCUCUCAGCGGAGGAGAGGGCAGCUCAUCGGGGGAGGUGGUGGAGGUGAACAUCGACAAGCUGCUCGGUAACUCGGUCACCUUCAUAUGCAGCGAUAAAGAGCCGCUUCUGAAAACCUAACGAAAGGAUUCGCUUCAUGACGCCGACUGUCAAUCAAUCCUGGCGGCUCAUUGGUCGGCUACUGACCAAUCAGGGAACACUGUCAGCGGCAAAUAAACAUUUCGUUACAGUGUGGAAAAAAACAAAACUGGAGAGAAAAUGGUAACUAUGGAAACGAUCUGAUGAGCGGUGAGACCGACCACCUGUGGGUCGCUGCCCCUAAAUGUCCCGUUCUUUCUGAUAACUGCAUGUUUUUUUUUUUUUCUUGCCUCAACGCGCAGCAUCUGGAGCCAGACGCUCGUCUGCAGCAGCCUUCUGCACAAAAACAGGUUUUAACCUCAACGAGGACGGAAACUCUGACUUCUUCUAGCCCAGGGGUCGGCAACCUGCAGCGCUUUAGCCUCCCCUUGUGGCUCCCUGGAGCUUUUUCAAAAAUUUUAUGAAAAUCGAUUUUUUUUUUUUUGUUUUAAUAUGGUGUGCAGGUUGCAAACAAAAAUUAAUGAAU
Cyprinodon variegatus (sheepshead minnow) is the source of this 2845-nucleotide messenger RNA. It is a transcript of the gene zbtb40, whose product is annotated as zinc finger and BTB domain containing 40. Gene Ontology annotation, biological process: regulation of transcription by RNA polymerase II. Gene Ontology annotation, molecular function: RNA polymerase II cis-regulatory region sequence-specific DNA binding; protein binding; DNA-binding transcription factor activity, RNA polymerase II-specific. The transcript has 11 exons. NCBI's taxonomy places the organism in Eukaryota, Metazoa, Chordata, Actinopteri, Cyprinodontiformes, Cyprinodontidae. The record is from RefSeq and is a predicted model, not a curated record. Gene Ontology annotation, cellular component: nucleus. The coding region runs from base 127 to 2361 and encodes 744 amino acids.